Messenger RNA from Vicia villosa (hairy vetch), 850 nucleotides. Its product is annotated as gamma-interferon-responsive lysosomal thiol protein-like. NCBI's taxonomy places the organism in Eukaryota, Viridiplantae, Streptophyta, Magnoliopsida, Fabales, Fabaceae. The transcript has 5 exons. The record is from RefSeq and is a predicted model, not a curated record. Gene Ontology annotation, molecular function: oxidoreductase activity, acting on a sulfur group of donors, disulfide as acceptor. Bases 56 to 700 code for a protein of 214 amino acids.
UAUUACCACUAGUGACACAAUAAAAAGUCUCUAUACUUUUACAACAUUGAAAAAAAUGGUUUCUCUAAAACUAUCAAUAAUAUUAGUUCUUUUAUUUUUCACCUAUGAAUCUCAUUCUUCUUCUUCUUCUAGUUCACUCAUUGAUGAUCACAAAGUUAAUUUAACAGUAUACUAUGAAAGUCUAAGCCAACCUAGUGCAAUUUUCAUUGUGAAGAAUCUUGAAGAAAUAUUCAACAAUGAUCUCAUUGACAUUGUUAAUCUCCAAUUAAUCCCUUGGGCUAAUUCUCAUGUCAAUCAACUCAACAAUUCCAUAUCAUGCCAGAAUGGACCAGAUGAAUGUGAGCUCAAUUCUUUAGAAUCAUGUGCCAUUAAUAUUUGGCCUAAUGUGAAUAAGCAUUAUGGUUUGAUACAUUGCUUUGAGUUUCUGGCAAUUGAGGGAAAGAACAAGAUGCGGCAAAAUUGUUUCCAUGAAUUGGGUUUGCCUUUGGGACCUAUUAUGAAAUGCUCUAAUGGAGGAAAUGGAACUGAGCUUGGACAAAAAUAUAUUAAGGAAACAACAAAACUAAAUCCACCUCUUUCAUUUGUGCCAUGGGUGGUAGUGAAUAAUCAACCUAUUGGAAAAGAUUAUGAAAAUUUUACAUACCAUGCUUGCAAGGCUUAUAAAGGUGCUACUAUUCCACAAGCUUGCAAUGUUCAUUGAAAGAAAGUGAAAAAUAAAUUCAACUAGUUAAUCAUAUGUUACAUCAAUGAUAUGUAGUAAAAUAAGAAAGAAAAAGUUCCUAUGUUUAUUACUUUGUUACUUGCAAGCAAUGGAAAUAAUUAAAUAGUGUGCAUUUUUUAUUAUUAAAUU